AUGAUGUCAGCCAGAUUCAUAAACAACAGAAACCAAACAGAUGUUUCAGAAUUCCUUCUCCUGGGAUUGACAGAUGAUCCAGAAUUGCAGCCUCUCCUCUUCUGCCUGUUCCUGUCCAUGUACCUUGUCACCAUCCUGGGAAACCUUCUCAUCAUCCUGACUGUCCUCUCUGAUUCCCACCUCCACACUCCAAUGUACUUCUUUCUCUACAAUCUGUCCUUUACUGACAUCUGUUUGAGCACAACCACAAUCCCAAAGAUGCUGAUGAAUAUCCAAGCACAGGAUCAGCACAUCACUUACACAGUCUGCCUCAGCCAGGUCUGCUUUGUCCUGGUUUUUGCUUGUUUUGAAAAUGGCCUGCUUGCAGCAAUGGCCUAUGACCGCUAUGUGGCCAUUUGUCACCCCCUGAUGUACACAAACAUCAUGAACCUCCGUCUCUGUGGACUGUUGAUUCUACUCUCUUUGAGCAUUAGCAUUGUGGAUGCCCUGCUCCACAGUCUGAUGGCUUUGCAGCUGUCCUUCUGCACUGACUUGGAAAUCCCGCACUUCUUCUGUGAACUUGCUCAGGUCAUCAAGCUCGCUUGUUCUGAUUCCUUCAUCAAUACCUUCCUGGCUAAUUUUAUGGCUAGUGUAUUGAGUGGUAUUUCUCUCUCUGGAAUUAUUUUUUCUUAUAUUCAAAUUGUCUCUUCUCUUUUGCGAAUGCCAACAGUUGGCAGAAAAUAUAAAGCUUUUUCCACUUGUGGGUCUCACCUCUCUGUUGUUUCCUUGUUCUACGGGACAGCUGUUGGUGUGUACAUUAGUUCUGCAGUUACUGACUCUUCCAGGAAGACUGCAGUAGCUUCGGUGAUGUACACUGUUGUUCCUCAAAUGGUGAACCCUUUUAUCUAUAGCCUGAGGAACAGGGACAUGAAGGGAGCCUUGAGAAAAAUAAUCAGUAGAAUAACUUUUCUUUAA
Molecule: messenger RNA, 954 nt
Organism: Ceratotherium simum simum (southern white rhinoceros)
Lineage: Eukaryota; Metazoa; Chordata; Mammalia; Perissodactyla; Rhinocerotidae
Product: olfactory receptor 7G2-like
Biological process (GO): G protein-coupled receptor signaling pathway
Cellular component (GO): membrane
Molecular function (GO): olfactory receptor activity; G protein-coupled receptor activity
Source: RefSeq, a predicted model, not a curated record